CUACAUUUAUAAGUGUAACUUUGUUCGUCUUGAUGUAGUUAGAAUCAGUUCAGUAAAUUAAUCAUAUUCUUCACUCGACUCAUUUUCUACGAAGGAGCGAAUAACCCACGUGGGUGGUCCUUCCAUCUCUUUCUUAUAUCGUUUUUGCCCUAUACAAUUGUCUUCGUCGCGCAGACCAUAAACAUUUGAAAGCAUGUUCAGGUAGCGGCAAGUGCAUUGUUAACAAUAUAAAAUUUUUAAAAUGGCUUAAACUCGUAAAUUUUAAAUGAAAAUUGAUCAAAAAGUGCCUUCAAAACUGUGGAAAAAGUGUAAGAGUUAUUUUUCGAAAACAAGACGACAAUGAACUUCGUGUUAUUUAUAGUAAUCACUUAUAAAAUCGUAUUUGUAUGCAGUAAUAAUACAUCAAACAAAAGUUCAAUAAGAACUGUGACGGAAAACGAGGCUUUAACGGAAAACGAAGAAAAUUUAGUAACAACGAUGGAAACGAGAAAUGCAAGAAGAGCCGAUUUUAACAGAGAUCCUUUUAUGUACAGUCAUCCCUUAGAUUUAGAAUUGAGAUAUUGCCCCCGACCUGCUGCAUGCCAACCUCUCAAGUACAACACCUGCAUGGGGAUAAAAUUACCGUACUCUAGCACCACUUUAGACCUGAUAAAUCUUAGCUCUCAAGAAGUUGUACAAGAAAAGUUGCAACUUUACCAGUAUCUACGGUACAUUCCUAAAUGUUGGGCUGUUAUUCAACCUUUUCUUUGUGCCUUGUACAUGCCCAAAUGUGAAAAUGGAAAGGCAUAUUUAGCUUCAAAAGAGAUGUGCAGGAUAAUCUCAGGACCUUGUAAAAUUUUGCAUAGGAGUGGUAUAUUUUCAGACUUUAUGAUGAAAUGUAGUGACAGCAAUCUAUUUCCACCAAGAUGUAAAAACGAUAUUCACGAAGUUAAAUUUAAUUUAACUGGAUUUUGUAUGGAGCCAUUAGUUAAAACUGAACAUUCAGAUUGGUUUUAUAAAGAAAUUGAAUAUUGCGGUCUUCAAUGUAAAGAUGUGCUUUACACUGAGAAUGAGCAACAACAAAUACAUAAACUUGUUGGCUAUUGUGUCCUGAUAUGUAUUUCUCUCAACACUUUUACAAUUGUUACUUUUAUAAUAGAUUGGAAAACCGCAAAAAAAUAUCCUGCUCUUGCAAUAUUUUACAUAAAUUUCUGUUUCCUGAUCUGUUACUGUGGCUGGAUGAUACAAUUUUUGGGUUCAGAAACUCGGGAAGACAUUGUAUGCAAAAAAGAUGGAACAUUACGGAAAUCAGAGCCCAGUGCAAAUGAAAACCUGUCUUGCGUAGUUGUUUUUGUCAUGGUGUAUUAUUUUUUUGUGGCAGGAAUGGUUUGGUUUGUUAUUUUCGCGUAUUCUUGGUAUAUGAGCUCUUUACAAGCUUUAGGAAAAAUCCAAGAUAGAGUGGAUAAAAAGAGGGCCUAUUUUCACUUAGUUGCUUGGAGUUUACCUCUUAUUUUAACUAUUACGACGAUGGCUUUAGGCGAAAUUGAUGGAGAUUAUGUUUUAGGGAUUUGUUUUGUAGGAUUUGUUAAUCCUGCAGCUCGUGCGGGUUUGUUACUUGCCCCGCUUGCUGUUACCAUGGUUGUUGCUGGUUAUAUUAUUACCAGAGGACUUAUAUUACUUAUCAAAGUAAAAAUAGACAGCAGAGACAUUAUUUCUGAGCACUCUAGUAGAAAAAUUCGUUCAAACAUAGUCAGAAUGGGGGUCUUUACCUUAUUUAUAAUAGUUUUUUGCAUUAUUACUUUUAUUUAUCACGGUUACGUUUUUAUGAAUUCACAUAUUUGGGACAAAAGUCUGCAUGAGUUUAUAUUAUGUAAAUUGACGAGUCUUAGUACAGACCAUUCCCAUUGUCGAAAAGAAGUUCGACCUAGUGUGGCAAUGUUACAGUUGCAACUUCUGGCUAUAUUUGGGGCCGGUGGAGCUGUAGCAUCCUGGGUAUGGUGUGCAGCCACAUUACACGCUUGGACCAGAUAUGUACGAAGAAAAUUUCAUUGCGAAGUAGAAGAGCCGAUAAAAUUUCAAAAGCACAAAAUAAUAGCACAAGCGUUUGAAAAGCGGAAAAAGUUUAACGAGGGCCGCAAGAUUUCGAUCGAGUGCCAGCCCCAUUCCGAUCCGGUGGGUCUGCAUUUCGACCUCAACAGCGCCGCAAGCAACGAAUUGAGCACCACGUGGGCGGCCAAUCUUCCCAGACUCGUGAAUCGUAGGGGGGCAGUUCCAAACGAAGUGGCCACUUAUUCCGUAUCUAGUAACUCGGAAAUGAGCUAUAGUUUGCAGCAUAUCAGCAUCGAGAGUCGGAGGAACUCCGGGGAAAGUCAGUUGUCGGUUCAAAUCGCUGAACUUAAAGCCACUAGGAAAAUUAACGCCAGGAGACGACACAACAGAGUCCGUCGAAAACACGAAAUUAUUUCCGGCUCUCGUACCUCACGCCGUUACUCAAAAACAAGCACGAAACGUAACAGUAGCGGAAGUUUGGACUCUCAUUUGGGUACCCAAUUGCUGAACAUGUUUAGCAACAACGCGAGUAUGAAGAACAUGCCGAAUUUGAGUAAACGUCGCAGUGCCAAUGCAGGACUCGACGAUCAAAACUUGAAUAAUUUCCUUUCCAAUACCAAAAAGCUUAUCAUUCCUGGUGAUAAGAAUUUAAGAAGAAGUCGGAGCGAAGAAGAAAACGUUUCUGUUACUUAUUCAGAAAGUAAAUUCAACGUAGUUGUUAAUAAUCACAGCAAUAAUCAUCUCGAUUUAAGCGACCAGCUUAUCAUGAAGUCUUUAAGACAAGGGCUUCACAUUAAAGAAUUGCAGUCUAAUUCCGACACGAAUGACGAAAAUGAGAGUAAAAAUCAUAAAAGUGAAAAAUCGUCAUAUUACAGCUCUGAUAGUGACGUAGAAAGUUCAGACAACGAUGCUUCAUGCCCUGAGUUAAAACAACUGUUACAAAAUUCUGUAAAUUCAUCAAUAGUAGCAAGAGGAACUGAACAGAUCAAAUAGAUUUGUCCAUAUUGACUCUCAAACAAUUCAGUAAUUUUCAAGUGCCUUAUAUUUAUGAAUAAAUUCCUUGUAAGUACAUACAUGACUGACUCUUCUCUUUAGUUAUGGUACUUGUAGUAAUUUUUUUAUCAAAGACCUUUAAUAUCAUUACCAAAUACUUAUCUGAGGUAAUAAGCACUUAGUUUUUUAAAUGUGCUGACAUUCUUUUACUCUCAUUGGAAUAGAAAAAUAUAAAUUAUUUUAUUCUAAAUAUAAGUGCAGAAUAUUAAAGCGUCGAUUUUGAAAGCAAA
Messenger RNA from Agrilus planipennis (emerald ash borer), 3311 nucleotides. It is a transcript of the gene smo, whose product is annotated as protein smoothened. Lineage: Eukaryota; Metazoa; Arthropoda; Insecta; Coleoptera; Buprestidae. Gene Ontology annotation, cellular component: dendrite; cilium; plasma membrane. The transcript has 9 exons. The coding region runs from base 340 to 3021 and encodes 893 amino acids. Gene Ontology annotation, molecular function: patched binding; transmembrane signaling receptor activity. Gene Ontology annotation, biological process: positive regulation of smoothened signaling pathway; smoothened signaling pathway; commissural neuron axon guidance. The record is from RefSeq and is a predicted model, not a curated record.